This is a messenger RNA of Gigantopelta aegis, 1245 nucleotides long. RefSeq names its product deoxynucleoside triphosphate triphosphohydrolase SAMHD1-like. Gene Ontology annotation, biological process: dGTP catabolic process; defense response to virus; regulation of innate immune response. Lineage: Eukaryota; Metazoa; Mollusca; Gastropoda; Neomphalida; Peltospiridae. The record is from RefSeq and is a predicted model, not a curated record. Gene Ontology annotation, molecular function: dGTPase activity. Gene Ontology annotation, cellular component: nucleus.
AUGAAAAGACAGAGAAACACUCUUGGUCGUAAUGACUGCGAUGCAUCAGAAACUCCUAGUACUAAGAAAAUAAAGCAGAUGGAUGAUGAGUCUUCUGUAAAGACAAAAGAGCGAGAUACUCCUGGUCGUGAUGACUCUGAUGAAUCAAAAACUGCUAUUUUUAAUGAUCCAAUUCAUGGACAUAUUGAACUCCAUCCACUAUUAGUGUCUAUCAUUGAUACACGUCAAUUCCAGCGACUACGUCAUAUCAAACAAUUAGGUGGAGGUUAUUAUGUGUUUCCUGGAGCCUCCCACAACAGAUUUGAACAUAGCUUAGGUGUAAGUUAUUUAGCUGGGGAAUUUGUUGAAAGCUUACAACGUCGUCAAGAAGAGCUUAGAAUAACUGAUAAGGACGUUUUAUGUAUAAAAAUAGCAGGGCUCUGUCAUGAUUUGGGUCAUGGUCCAUUCUCUCACUUGUUUGAUGGACAAUUCAUUCCUUUAAUCAAUAAAUGUUCAACUUGGAAGCAUGAACAAGCCUCUGUUGAUAUGUUGCAGUAUUUAAUAGAUGACAAUGACUUAUGGCCACAGUUUGAGAUAUAUAGUCUAACAAUAAAUGAUCUGAUUUUCAUCAAAGCUUAUGCUGGUCCCAUACAACCCUUUACUCCUCUAAAACAAGACUCCUCUUCUCAUAAUUGGCCUUACCAGGGACGACCAGAAAUAAAAAGUUUUCUUUAUGAAAUUGUUGCUAAUAAAAGAAAUGGAGUAGAUGUUGAUAAAUGGGACUAUUUUGCUAGGGACUGUCAAUGUUUGGGAAUACCCAAUAACUUUGACUGGAGACGUUAUAUGAAAUUUGCUAGAGUUUUAGAAGUUGACAAUAUUUACCAAAUAUGUUGUAGAGAUAAAGGAGUAGUGGAUUUAUAUGAAAUGUUUCAUACUCGAGUUACUUUGCAUCGAAAAGCAUACAAGCACAAAACAGUCAAAAUUGUUGAAAAAAUGAUUACUGAGGCUCUUGUAGAAGCAAAUGAACACCUUUAUCUAAGAGGAAAAGAUGGGAAAAAGAUCAAAAUGUCAGAUGCAAUCUAUGAUAUGGUAGCAUUUACUCAACUAAAUGACACUGUUCUGCAACAAAUUAUGAUGUCAGAAAAUAAAAAACUUACCAAGGCAAAAGAUUUGUUAAGAAAAGUUGAACAAAGAAAGCUUUACAAACUUAUUGGUCAAACACAACUUUCAUUGGAAUCUAAUAUUGUUCUACGGAGCCAGGUCUAA